This is a messenger RNA of Oreochromis niloticus (Nile tilapia), 1901 nucleotides long. RefSeq names its product coiled-coil domain containing 174 (gene ccdc174). The transcript has 11 exons. The coding region runs from base 112 to 1665 and encodes 517 amino acids. Gene Ontology annotation, cellular component: nucleus. Lineage: Eukaryota; Metazoa; Chordata; Actinopteri; Cichliformes; Cichlidae. The record is from RefSeq and is a predicted model, not a curated record.
GAGAGACGCCACUAGUUGGCUGUAAAGCGACAGUUUGGUAGCAACAGAAACACCAACGAAGAAGUCGGACUGCUAACAGCAACAAACUGGAGAUUAAGGUGGAGGGAAAAAAUGGAUAAAAAAAAGAAACCUUUAGACGUGACUGCUUCAUCGCUAGUGGACCUUAAAGCGGAGCUGUACAGGAAACAGGAGCAGUUCAAACGGGAGAAACUUGGACAAGAAACUUCUGGAGCAGGAGUCAAAGAAAAAUCAAAAGAUAAGAAGCCAAACAUCUGGAGCAAACAGAAUGCUGGUGUUUCAGCAAGAGCUGCUAAAGAUGCAGAGCAGCUGGAGGAGGAGCGGAGCACCAUCGAUACAGCAAGGCGUAAGUUGGAGGAGAAGGCGAGACUCUACGAACAGAUGACUAAAGGAGACUUUCCAGAUGAAGAGACAGAAGGGCUGUUCCUUGUUGACUUCACCCAGAAGAUUAUUGACAAAAAGAGAGAAACACUUGCCCAGAAGGAGAAAGAGGAUGAGGAACGACUCAGCUCGUCACCCGUCCCUCCUCCUGAGAAUCCGGAUGAAGAAUGGGUGGACUUUGUGGAUGCUUUGGGACGAUCUCGGCGGUGCAUGAAGAAAGACCUGCCAGGCUUUAAGAAAAUGGACCAAGACCUUCAAGGGAAAGGAAAAGCUUCAUCAGACAAGACAUUACUCUCAGAAGACAUGCGACGAGAGCUGCAGAGGCAGGAGUGGGAGAGGGAGGAAGAGGAGGCAAUGAAAAGGCCUGUUGGACCGAUUCACUAUGAGGAUAUCAGACAACAGGAGGCUCGGGACCUUGGUGUGGGGUACUACGCAUUCUCUCAGGAUCAGGAGCAGCGGCAAAAACAGAGAGAAACUCUGGACAUGCUCAGAGAUCAGACUACAGAUCAGCGCACAAAGAGAGAACGACUGAAGGAGAGGAGGCAGGCCAUCCUACAGGCUCGUCUAGCCAAGGUAAGGCAGAGGAAGAUGAAGAAGGCCAAGCUGGAUGGUACAGAGGAAGAGGAAAAAGAAGAGGAGAAUGAAGGAGAGGAAGAGGAAUUUGAAACAACAGGGACCUCCCCACAACCAGAGGAGUGCCCAGAGGUCAGCAUACUCAAGAAGGUGGAAGUGGAGAUCCAGGAGAGGAGAGACACCAAACCAGGAGUCCCUCAUGUCAGAGAGUGGGACAGAGGCAAAGAGUUCAUGUUUACUGAGUGGAAAAGUCGGCGUCGGGAGGAGCGGGAUUCUGAAUUUGCACCUCCGUCUGCAUACUUUGCAGAUGACAAGAGGCUGAAACCAGGAAAGUAUAAAAAUGAGGAGAAUAAAUCCAACAUGUCCUUCAAGUGGGCAAGAGCUCCAGGAGGAAUCUCAGAGACCAAAGCAGAACCACAACCUCAGUCUAAAACUGCAUCUUCACCUCCUGAACCUCAACCAAACCCUCCCCCGUCUGCGCAGCCACCGCCCUCAGACAGCUCGUCGCUGUCGGCUCCCCCUUUCAUCCCCAGUAUCCCCUCCCCCGGUAUUUUAUCCUCCAUUUCCUCCUCCACCUACUCCUCAGUUUGCAAGCCCACCUCACCUCCUUCCUCCAUUUCCACCACCGUUCCCACACCAAUAUCCACCCCAGUAUCCACCUCAGGUGCAGAGCCAGGCGCAACCUGCAGGUGACAGCCAAACCCAGCAACUCCACCAGGGCCCUCCUCAAAGUCUGGAUGACAUGUUGUCCUUCUACAGGAACUCUACCUGAGGUCUAAAUACUGCUUGAUGUGUAGUUGGGUCAUAUUGUGAGUUUAAACACUGCUCUUUUUUUUCUCGCUCUUUGUUUAUAGAGUAAAUCACGAACAAUAAAAUGUCAAUAUCUCAGCUUUUUGGAGUUUAGAUAUUUAAUAAAUAUCAAGAGUGUA